Molecule: messenger RNA, 1824 nt
Organism: Komagataella phaffii GS115
Lineage: Eukaryota; Fungi; Ascomycota; Pichiomycetes; Pichiales; Pichiaceae
Product: SH3 domain protein implicated in the regulation of actin polymerization
Exons: 1
Coding region: 1-1824 (607 amino acids)
Biological process (GO): regulation of actin filament polymerization
Molecular function (GO): protein binding
Source: RefSeq, a predicted model, not a curated record
AUGGAUUUAAGUAUUGGUAACGAAUUAAAGGAUUCGUUCGAUGAGACGAAUAAAUGGGUGAAGGGAGGAAUUGAAUGGCUAAGCGAUGUGGAGGAGUUCUAUCGAACCAGAGCCUCAAUAGAAAAGGAGUACUCCUCUAAACUACUGGCCUUAUCCAAUGAUUUCAUCAAGCGAAAGCUCAAAGUUUCCACGAGUUUAAGUGUGGGAGAAACCCCUACAAUUACUCCUGGUUCUUUGGAAGCCGCAUCAAUGGUUGCGUGGACAGAGGUAUUAACUCGCACUGAAGAGAUUGCAAAACAUAGAAAGGAUUUCUCAAGAAGUCUGGAGAAGAAAGUACUUUUGGAACUGGAAAGCAUUCGUUCGAAAUAUGACAGCAUUAGACAUCAAUGGAAGGAGUUCAAUGAGAAAAUUGUUGUUGAUAGAGACCACUACUACUCUGAAGUUGAUAAAGCUAAAAAGGAGUAUGAUAGCUCUUGUCAGAUUAUGGAACAAACGAGGCAGAAAACAGAGAGAAGUUCCAGUGAAAAAGCUCAAAAGAAAUACAAAGAGAAAGAAAUUGACAUGAAUAUUUUGAAGAAUACGUAUCUUAUCAAAAUCAACGUGGCGAAUCGCUUAAAGGACAAGUAUUUUUACCAGGAUCUUCCUGAGAUCUUGGAUGGCUUGCAAGAUCUAAACGAAUCUCGAGUAUCUCGACUGAAUAACAUAUUGCUAACAACCACUGCACUGGAGAAGUCAUGCAACGAAAAGGUCAACGAAUGUCUCAACGCUAUGGAUGUGGUGAUAAAACAAAACGUUCCAAGUUUGGACACCGCCAUGUUUAUAAAGCAUAACUUGAAGGACUGGAAGGAACCACAGGAUUUCUAUUAUAUCCCUUCAAGCAUUUGGCACGACGACGAGUCCAUGGUCACUGAGCCAGCAGAAAUGAAUCAUCUGCGUAUACAACUAAGCACAGCGAAUGCUAAGUAUGAAAAGUUUGUCAAAACAUGUGAGACCGAAAAGCAGAUACUGGAGGAAGUUUUGUUGAAGAAGAAAGGGCUUAAAGAGAAAUAUAUCACCGGCGAUGAGUUAAUCUCUAAGGAAGAGGGUUACAAGUAUGACGAGUUGUUAAUGAAAUAUUUGAAGACCUUGCAGAAUUUCACUCAGGACGAUGUAAUUAGAGUUGUCGCUGAAGUCGAAAUGGAGACAAUCCAGUCUUCAAGUGAUGGAAAUGAUUUAACUGCUCCGAUUCAUGAAGAGAAAAAAUCCAAAAGAUUUGGGUUGUUUGGGAAAAAGACUAGACAUUACACCGUGCCAGACACCUCGGAUAUCACAAGUGUUCAUAGUAACACCAAUACAAUGCUUUCCCGGUCGUCCACAACAACUUUCAGCAAAGCAAGGUUGUUUGGGUCGCUACUAAAAUCCAAUACAACCACUGAUUCCGGAAGCAAUGCGAAGGCUCUCUAUGAUUAUGAAGCCAAUGGUGAUGACGAGGUAAGUAUUUCUCAAGGAGAAACUUUUAAUGUGGUUAACUUUGAUACGGACGGAUCAGGGUGGACAGAAAUCACCAAGUCUAGUGGCGAAAAAGGACUGGUGCCUACUUCUUAUAUUGAGACUUUAGAAAGCAAGGCAUCCAAGAUUCCUCCAAAAGUUGCACCCAGACGAGGAGCCAAAAAGGUUCAAUAUUUGGAGGCAUUGUUCGAUUAUGAAGCUGCUGGAGAUGACGAACUAACCAUCCAUGCCGGGGACAAGAUAGAAUUGAUAACCGAUGAUACUGAUGGUUGGACCGAAGGAAAAUUAAAUAACGUAGCUGGACUUUUCCCCAGUUCCUAUGUCAAGAAGUUAUAG